AUGAUUUGUACUUAUUUGAGCGAUUACUAUCAAAUACUUAGCUUGCAAAGAACUGAUAAUUUUUUUUUAUAUUUCAGACAAAAGAGGGCAUUAUGGAAAUAUUCAACGGAUCGAGCGAUGAUAGCCGCCAGGUGGACGUGGUUGCAGGCGCAAAUAGCCGACCUAGAGUAUCGGAUUCGCCAGCAUACGGAUCUGCACAAGCAGAUCCGCUUGAACAAAGGUGUCAUACAACUAGGCGGCGCGAGCCCGCCCCACACAGCAACUUCCGUAUCGCAAACGGCCUUAAACGGGUACAGAGGUCAACUCCCGGGUAGUUCGCCUUUAACCUCAAAGGCUGCGGAUAGUUCGGGUGCGGAAAACCUCAGUGCGGAUUAUCAGUGCGCCAGGACCAGACCUCUAGUGAAGUUCAGGAAGAGGAAGUUGCUGCAGAUUUCAGGACUUCACGCUGUCUCGAGAAAGGCCGCAAGGCCGAGCACCGUACGAUGUGGGUGCGUGCCCCUGUCCAAUCCUUGUGCUCUUUGUACGGGCAGGACGGACCCCACGCACCCUCGGGAUCCACCGGAUACGUUCAGCCGCUCGGAGAAGGUCGCCUUGCUGGAUCCUGGAUUCCACCCUGUCGUUUCGCUACCUGAAGAUACCUCUCAAAGCAUUCACCUCGAUGCCAUGAUGAAGGCCCAAGAAUGGCAACAAAGAAGUACAAGAAUGAAAACCUUUAAGGUGUUGUCGAAGCCCGAAAGGCACGAGCCUAAAUCAUUAGAACAUAGAACGAAAAAAUUAGAACAUCGGAAGAAGUACGGAAGAUUAUUGAAGACCAGCACACUCACAGCUUUAUCUGCAAAAAUACGGAAUAAAAUCAGAGGGCGAAAACCAGGUAGGCCAUCUAAUUUCCAUCGUAAAACUCAUAUGGGUGGAGAUUUGCCGCAAUCAACGAAUCCUCCCACGGAUUCUGCAGCCGAUGAGGAAGUGGAGUCUAUAGGUAACAACAGCAACCCUGGUGGUCCUCGUUCACUUGAUUCACCUAGUUCGUCACCUUUGUUACACAUGCACUCCAUUUCUGGAUACAACAAGAGAAGCAGUCGUUUCCAGUCAUACGAUAUUGACAACAUUGUUAUACCGUACAGUGUGGCCGCUGCUACUAGGGUAGAGAAAUUACAGUACAAAGAAAUUUUAACUCCUAAGUGGAGAGUUAUCGAUCCUGAUUACGGUAAUGAAUUCGAAACCAAAAAUAAUGGCGCCGUAAAAGACCAUGACUCAGAUAGUGAAGUGGAAGAUGUUUCCGAGGACGCUGUGAUUUCGCGUCACGACCGUUGCGAAUAUGAUGAAAAGAAACGCUUCUUGAGCUACUUGAAAUUUCCGCUCGGACACGGCCGGUCACGUUCUCACCGGCGAACCGACAGCAGGGCCGAAUCGAGCGGCGGCAACACCCCCGAUCCGAUGUCUCCACAUAAUCCUGACCAUCAUGAUUCGCCGAUGACGUCGCCUCCUGCCACGCCUCUCUCGGCGGGCUUAGUGGACGAAAGUCAGUUGCUAAGUCAGCUGCCGUCGAUCGCCGUAAUGAGACGAAGGACCAUGUCUCAAUCGAAAUUUGGAAUGGGUGGAAAGGAACGGGAGAUUAAGGAAGAGUCUCGAGCAACUACCCCUGAUAUUGUUGAGGUACUACCAUACGACAAACGAUUAUUUCCAAUCAACGACGAAACUUAUGAGAAGAUGCUCAAGCAUAUGCCUGAAGACCACCAAUUUCAAACGAAUAUUAGAUCCCAGGACUCGAAUGAAUAUGACAGAGACGUCUAUGAUUCCUAUAUAGAUCAGAAGCUCGAUUCCCCUGACACGGAGUCGACAGAAUCUGCAAUCGGAGAUGGAGAAGAGGACCCCAAUGAUCCAGAAUGGAUCGACAUGGAAAGACUUAGUAGAGAGCGUUACAAAAGAUAAAGCAUCUUUUUCGUAUAGUUUUUUUUUAUAGUUCAAACCCAAUCCAAGUGAGAAUGUGUACUCUAGUUCAAAGUUUCCUUGACACUAUAUGAGACCGAACUGGAGCUUCCGAAAAAAAAAACAGUUUUGAAUUAUUUUGAGUAUGUUUUUUUUUAUGAAUUUUUAAGCAAGUUACUGUACUAGUAUUGCAUAGUAUUGAUUCAAACAAUGUUGCUAGCGGAGUUAGUUUGAUCUGCUGCAUUUUGAUUUCGUUAACUGUGAAAUUGUUGAAAAUAAUUAAAAGUACUCUUCAUAAGAGUAAUGUGUAUCAUAAAGAUAGUGUUAUUUGUAUUCGUUAUUUUGGUUAAACUAAUUUUACAUAAUCUACCACAAAGUUUCUUGUAUGAUGUUAUAUCUUGUAAAUUAUAUUGAAUAAAAUAAGUGAAAAGGAAAAUAUUUAUUUUCAAACGCUUAAUGUUGACAAGAGGGUUUAGUUACCUACUCUAACUAGUUGGUACAUGAAUUUUUAUAUCCAAAUAUGUUUUAAUAUUACAUGAUACAAAUAAAAAUGUAACUCGGUC
Molecule: messenger RNA, 2489 nt
Organism: Psylliodes chrysocephalus
Lineage: Eukaryota; Metazoa; Arthropoda; Insecta; Coleoptera; Chrysomelidae
Source: the annotation of a GenBank genome assembly